CCACAUGCGCGGUGGGGAACUUUCUGGCAUUGAUAUUCGGGAUAGCAGAGCAGAAGUGGACUUACUUCGUCGCCGUGCAGACCGUUAGACAGAUCACUACUGUGGAUUGAGCGCUUUCGUUCGUUACUCUGUCCAGUGGACGUGUCAAGACAACUCAUUGAUUUCUGGUGUUCCACCAUGAAGUUAAUCCUAGCCAGUGUGCUGUGCUUACUGGUUGCCAACUCGUUGGCUUCCAAAGACGAGAAAGACAAGGCCAAGGAGGUUGGCACUGUUAUUGGUAUUGAUUUGGGAACAACUUACUCCUGUGUUGGUGUCUACAAAAAUGGCCGCGUUGAAAUUAUUGCUAAUGACCAGGGUAACCGUAUUACUCCCUCUUAUGUGGCCUUUACCGCUGAGGGUGAGCGUCUGAUUGGUGAUGCUGCCAAGAACCAGCUUACCUCCAAUCCUGAGAACACCGUCUUUGAUGCAAAGCGUCUGAUUGGACGUGAAUGGACGGACGCCACUGUCCAGGCUGACAUUAAGUUCUUCCCAUUCAAAGUGAUUGAGAAGAAUAGCAAGCCCCAUGUUGUUGUGAAGACUGGACAGGGAGACAAGACCUUUGCACCUGAAGAGAUCUCUGCCAUGGUUCUUGGUAAAAUGAAGGAAACUGCUGAAGCUUACCUUGGAAAGAAGGUCACUCAUGCUGUUGUCACCGUCCCUGCCUACUUCAAUGAUGCCCAGCGUCAAGCAACCAAGGAUGCUGGUACCAUCUCUGGCCUGAAUGUUAUGCGUAUUAUCAAUGAGCCUACUGCUGCUGCUAUUGCCUACGGGUUGGACAAGCGUGAAGGCGAAAAGAAUGUCCUUGUUUUCGAUCUUGGCGGUGGUACUUUUGAUGUCUCCCUGCUGACCAUUGAUAAUGGUGUCUUUGAGGUUGUUUCUACCAACGGUGACACCCAUUUGGGUGGUGAAGACUUUGAUCAAAGAGUUAUGGACCACUUCAUCAAGCUGUACAAAAAGAAGAAGGGCAAAGACAUCCGCAAGGAUAACCGUGCUGUCCAGAAGCUCCGUCGUGAGGUUGAAAAGGCCAAGCGUGCCCUCUCCUCCAGCCACCAAGUCCGCAUUGAAAUUGAAAGCUUCUUCGAGGGUGAUGACUUCUCUGAAACUCUUACUCGUGCCAAGUUUGAAGAGCUCAACAUGGAUCUUUUCCGCUCCACAAUGAAGCCAGUUCAGAAGGUUCUGGAAGAUGCUGACAUGAACAAGAAGGAUGUUGAUGAAAUUGUGUUGGUUGGUGGUUCCACUCGUAUCCCUAAAGUUCAACAACUCGUGAAAGAAUUCUUCAACAACAAGGAGCCUUCCCGUGGUAUCAACCCUGAUGAAGCUGUUGCUUAUGGUGCAGCUGUCCAGGCUGGUGUUCUCUCUGGUGAACAAGACACUGAUGCUAUUGUCCUUUUGGAUGUGAACCCUCUUACCCUGGGUAUUGAAACUGUUGGAGGUGUAAUGACAAAGCUCAUCCCCCGCAACACUGUCAUCCCUACCAAGAAGUCACAGAUCUUCUCAACAGCUGCUGACAACCAGCACACUGUUACCAUUCAAGUGUAUGAAGGUGAACGUCCCAUGACCAAGGACAACCACCAGCUUGGCAAAUUUGAUCUUACUGGCAUUCCUCCUGCUCCACGUGGUGUUCCCCAAAUUGAGGUCACUUUCGAAAUUGAUGCCAACGGUAUUCUGCAGGUGUCUGCUGAGGACAAGGGAACUGGCAACCGUGAAAAGAUCGUCAUCACCAAUGAUCAGAACAGGCUCACUCCUGAGGACAUUGACCGCAUGAUCAAGGAUGCUGAGAGGUUCUCUGAUGACGACAAGAAACUGAAGGAGCGUGUAGAAGCCAGGAAUGAACUUGAGUCUUAUGCCUACUCUCUCAAGAACCAACUUGGUGACAAGGACAAAUUGGGAGCUAAGCUGAGCGAUUCUGACAAAACCAAGAUGGAAGAGGCAAUUGAGGAGAAAAUCAAGUGGCUUGAUGAAAACCAGGACACUGACACUGAAGCUUACAGGAAGCAGAAGAAGGAAUUGGAAGAAGUUGUACAGCCCAUUAUUACCAAGUUGUACCAGGGUGCUGGUGGAGCAGGUGGUGCACCUCCACCAAGCAAUGCUGAUGAUGAUGAACUGAAGGACGAGCUUUAAGACUGCCAACCUCAAUUUAGGAGAAUUUUAAUUAAUUGCCUUGGGUCACAAAUUGGCUCAAGUUUGUGGAAUUGAAGACAGUAACAAAGUGAACAGCCAAGACAUUGACAAGUUUUGAUUUUGUGCUGGACCAGCUGUGAUUUAUUUUGUAAAAUAGUUUGACAGAGCACAAGGGGCUGUUGCUCUAUGGGGAAGACCUUUGCAAUGCUUCCAGUAGAGCACAACGAUGAACUGAAUUUUAAAUCUUUGAAAUUGCUGUCCUAAAGUCCAAAUUUAUCUUCAAUUACAACACACUAGCACCAGAGCAAUCCAUUCAUCACAUUAGAAAUCAUCUCCAUACCUAGUGUUUUUUAAUUAUUGUCACAGUAUUCUGUGGUUUGCUCUUGGGUCCUUGUGUGUUGCUUCUUGUGUUUAAGUACUCCAGUUGUAUGGAGCCCUUGACCACAAGAUUUUUUUUUUCUAGAAGACAAAGCACCUAAGGACUGAAAUUACUAUGGUGCCUCCCGGCUAGUGUGACUGAUACCCUGUGAUGUGUCCCGUGUCAUUUUAUUUCAUUCCGAACCCCUGCUGCAUUAUUUAUUUUCAGAGAUGCCAAAGAUACUGUAAAGAUUUUGGCACCUCUGUUAGUACAAGCAAUUUCUGUAAUAAUUGAUACUUUAACUUCUCUAUCCCAUUAGUGUUAUCUGAAGUAGCGCUAUGUAUAUUUAUUUGAACUGAAACAAUGUUGGUGUAAAAUUGAGAUAAUGAGGCAGUGUACUUAUUAUAUAAGUACUUGUCACUUCAGUAAGAUCACUGUUAAACACUUCAAUAUUGAAUAUGUUUGUUACAAGAGAUAGUAAGCUGAUCGAACUGUUCAAUGUUUUUGUGUUUGGUAUACAUAUAUAUGUGUGUCCUUUAUAUGAUGUCUAUAUCUGAUAUAUGUAUAUAUGUAUGAAUAAAAAAAAUCUUUUCUUA
Molecule: messenger RNA, 3114 nt
Organism: Frankliniella occidentalis (western flower thrips)
Lineage: Eukaryota; Metazoa; Arthropoda; Insecta; Thysanoptera; Thripidae
Gene: Hsc70-3
Product: endoplasmic reticulum chaperone BiP
Exons: 9
Coding region: 178-2160 (660 amino acids)
Biological process (GO): protein refolding; endoplasmic reticulum unfolded protein response; cellular response to unfolded protein
Cellular component (GO): nucleus; membrane; endoplasmic reticulum lumen
Molecular function (GO): ATP hydrolysis activity; heat shock protein binding; ATP-dependent protein folding chaperone
Source: RefSeq, a predicted model, not a curated record